Grus americana (Whooping crane) is the source of this 2724-nucleotide messenger RNA. It is a transcript of the gene POC1A, whose product is annotated as POC1 centriolar protein A. Gene Ontology annotation, biological process: cilium assembly. Gene Ontology annotation, molecular function: protein binding. Bases 276 to 1442 code for a protein of 388 amino acids. The record is from RefSeq and is a predicted model, not a curated record. NCBI's taxonomy places the organism in Eukaryota, Metazoa, Chordata, Aves, Gruiformes, Gruidae. The transcript is spliced from 11 exons. Gene Ontology annotation, cellular component: centriole; ciliary basal body.
GUGUUUUGAUGGCCAGAUGAUAAAGAAAGAGCUUCUCCUAUUUCAUUAAAUGGAGGGAGCAGUGGAGGUGCUGAGCUCUACAAGAGCAAAGAACCUGUUUUCAUUAUGAAGAGAUUUUGGAUGAACGUUUCUGUGCUUUGAAAAAAAAAAUCCUGUUGCUCAACUAGAGGGGUAGCAGGUUGUGUGCAUCACACUCAAGCUUUAGAGACAUCUGCUGUUGCUUAUUGUUUCACAUACCUGGCUUUACCAUGCAGUCAAUUUAAGCAAGUGGCUCUAUGGAUUCGUGCCUGAUGAUCUGGAGUAUGAGACCUCAGAUGAGAGCCUAUCGCUUCGUGGGCCACAAAGAUGCAGUGAUGUGUGUUCAGUUUUCACCUUCGGGUCACCUGGUGGCUUCAGGCUCUAGAGACAAAACAGUCCGUUUAUGGGUUCCUAGUGUCAAAGGAGAAUCUACUGUGUUCAAGGCUCAUACGGCAACUGUAAGAAGUGUUCACUUCUCCAGCGAUGGCCAGUCCUUAGUUACAGCUUCUGAUGACAAAACAGUCAAAGUGUGGACGGUUCACAGGCAGAAGUUUCUAUUCUCACUUAGUCAGCACAUAAACUGGGUUCGCUGUGCCAGAUUCUCUCCUGAUGGACGAUUGAUAGUGUCAGCCAGUGAUGACAAAACUGUCAAACUGUGGGAUAAAACCAGCAGAGAAUGUAUACACUCCUUCUGUGAGCAUGGGGGGUUUGUGAACCAUGUGGAUUUUCAUCCCAGUGGCACAUGCAUUGCUGCGGCUGGCACAGAUAACACAGUGAAGGUGUGGGACGUUAGGAUGAAUAGACUUCUUCAACAUUAUCAAGUGCACAGUGCUGUGGUAAACAGUCUUUCCUUUCACCCCUCUGGAAACUAUCUGGUUACUGCUUCCAAUGAUUCAACUCUUAAAAUUCUGGACUUGCUAGAAGGAAGACUUCUGUACACUCUUCAUGGUCACCAGGGACCAGCUACCUGUGUAGCGUUUUCAAGAGCUGGCGACUUAUUUGCCUCCGGAGGUUCUGAUGAACAGGUGAUGGUGUGGAAGACUAACUUCGAUGCAGCAGAUUAUGGUGAGGUACUGAAAACACAGAAGUCUGGCACUAGUGUGGAUGAGACCCAUCAUGCUGUGCAAUCAGAAAUGGAUUGUGGUGUUCAUCUUAAGAAAACAAAAACUCGAGAUUCUGGUAGGAACCAUGAGCAGCAAGAGGAGGAGGCCAGUCUUGCAAAUACCUUGGAGCAUAUUAUGGCACAGCUGGAUGUUCUGACUCAGGCCGAGUCUGUGAAGAUGAAGACAAAUGUUGCAGGAAGUGUUGGUAAAAGUGAUUUCAGUGAAGCUUUCUACAGUUGCAGCAAUGCUGCAUUAGGCAGCAGGAGUUCUCUCUACCUUGUCGCAGGUCAGCGGUGCAUGUGUAGUAGCAGUAAGUUUUGAACUACGUUUGGGGAGAGGGAAAAAAGGGUGUGUUAUGGCAAAUGCCAUGAUGCACAGUCCUUUCUGAUUGUGCUGAUAGUCUUGCAAGAUGGCUUUGCCAUAGUGCUUGGUGGUGUUUUUACAAUGUCUUUUUUCUACCACACCCCUUGUCUUGUUCCCCAAAUCAUUUUACGGGAGACUUUUCCUAGUCACUCAAAUGGCCUUAGCCAAGCUAUUUCCUCUCUUUGUGCUUUAGUUUCCCCAGCUGGAAAACAGGGAUAACGAGACCUGCUUUCUUUUGUCAGGCACUUGGAUGUGCUUAUGAAAUGUGCUAUUAAAAGGCUUUCUAUGUAUAACUUCUAUACAAACAGCGGUUGUCCAAGUUUAUUUGAAUUACUUUAUUAAAGUCCAAGGUUCUGAACAUCCUUUGUUUUUAACAGAGGAUGUUAUUUAUGCAGUAAAAAUUCUCAAAAUGUGAAGCUAUUGAUUGUUGCUGAUAAGUUUAUGGAUAUUAAAGCAUUAAAUCAUGACUGCCUAUUACCAGCCAUUCCGGUGUCUUUGGAAGCUGAAAGCGGCUUUGCAUAGCUAGGUCCCUUGAUUACCUCGGAGUGAUCAAUAAAAGGUUUUCAGCAGAGGCUUUUAUUGCCACAUGGUUAAAAGGUUCUUCCUGUGCAUCCUGUACAUGAUGACUUCAGCUUGAGGACAAAGAUAUAACAAUCCUUUGUGGGCUAACUGGAUUACACAAAAGUAUUUAGGCAUUAUGUUGAGGUAGAUAUUGCCACUUUGGGUUUCAAUUCCCCUCCGUUGCCUGUUGCAUUGCUGUACGCUGGGAGGGAUUUCUUGCUUGACAUUGUGCUUGUCCAGCAAGUUUUGCAUGUUUUAAUUGCAGCAAACUGAUGAUGUUCAGGGAAGGGAGGAAAGAGUUGGAAGCAAAGAGGCAAAAUCACAGCCAAAACUGCGCAGAACUACUCAAAACCUCUGUGUGUCAUCAGCAGAAGAGUUUCUGAUGAGCUCUCCAGUGUCUGGUGGCUUAUGCACAUGGAAGGACAGAACCUGCCUGUGAAAGGAGAUGCAGAGUCCAAUUUGAAAGCACAGAGUACUAAAACGGGUGCUUGGCGCUGUGUCUGCAGGAGAGCUCCAUCCCCACCAUCCUCUGUUGCUUCUCUCUGAAGUUGUGUGGGGCUGAGCCCUGCUAAAACGCUGAUGUUGGAGCUACAGCCCUGAAAUACCUCAAAAAAAACCUCCUGUGAAUUUAGCAUUUUGUUGCUCACUGAGAGGAGAGUAUGUAGCUUGUCUUUCUGAG